AUGAGAUGGGGUCAUAAAGCUAAUCCGGAUAGGUGGUUCAUAAACUUACAACCACAAUUCCAAGAAGUUGUAGACGCAAUGGAAGUCAAUGGUGAACCAGAUAUAGCUGGUAUUUUAAGCGCGGCUUUAAUGCCAUUGAAAGAUAUGAAACAUGCAGAUAUUUUGGACCAGUAUGAAAUGAACAUGGCUGAUGGAAAUAUAACACCUGACGUUCUAGAACAUUUAUCUCAAAGAACUACACAGAACCAUAGAGAUGGUAUAUUUGGUGAAGAGUUUAGAAAGAAAGUUAGGGAGAGCGAAGGAAGAGAACCUAUUGUACAUGACCUUGCAAACGAAAGUUUACAAAAUGUCAUAAAAACUUACUUUGCAGACAAUGAACCGAGAAGGGAUGAAUAUUUAAGAAAACUCAAAUGGACAGUACCAAAUGAAAUGUUAGUAUUGAAAAACAUGUUCCUUGACAAAAUAAAACCAACUACAGAAAUAAACGACGCAAGACUGAAAGAUUGGGUAAAAGCUUUCCCAUUCACAAAAGAUAUAGUUGGUAACAUGGAAAGAAAACCAGAAUGGCUACAAAAACAUAUAUUUGGAAACGAGCAUAUUCCAUAUGGACAGGCACUGUUUGAAGAGCUUGAACCGGAAACUCAGGAAAGAGUCAUGCAAACAAUACGCGAAGACUCAAAUACAGACUAUGACAAACUCUUUCUAGGAUAUAGGUUACCUGAGAUGGGCGACCAGAGCCAAAAGGCAAAAAGGACAUGGGAAAUUUGCAACAUACUAGAUGAACAUAAUGCAAAGAUGCAACAACUUCAAGCAGAGGGCAAUGAAGGAAAAAGAAGAGUUAAAAACUCAGUCAGGAAGAAAGUAAAGCUUGGUCCACGUGGGUUCUAUUAUGA
Molecule: messenger RNA, 893 nt
Organism: Trichomonas vaginalis G3
Lineage: Eukaryota; Parabasalia; Trichomonadida; Trichomonadidae
Product: protein of unknown function, DUF4106 family
Exons: 1
Source: RefSeq, a predicted model, not a curated record